Molecule: messenger RNA, 1514 nt
Organism: Doryrhamphus excisus (bluestripe pipefish)
Lineage: Eukaryota; Metazoa; Chordata; Actinopteri; Syngnathiformes; Syngnathidae
Gene: cd302
Product: CD302 molecule
Source: RefSeq, a predicted model, not a curated record
GCUAACUCAGCCGAAACAGCCCGGAGAGAAAACGAGUGUGACUUCGGUGAUUUUCGUGGUUGUUGGCUGUCAUCAUGGAGUCGCUGCAGAAAAGUGGUCGUCGUUCUCUGUCACAGACAUGCUGCUUGUUUGUGCUUCUCCUCCAACUCCAGGCUGCUUUAACGGGAGACUGCCCAGCAGAUGGACGCACCUGGGUGCCCUUCAAGGACAGAUGCUACCACUUUGUCCAUGGAGAAGAAGACAAACUCAAAGUGUAUACUUUUCAGAGGGCGAAAAGCCUCUGCCACAACCAUGAGCUGCUGACCCUCCAGACUGCUGAGGAGAAUGACUUUGUUGUCAAAUAUAGCCCAGAGGUGUGGAAAGGCCAAGUCAACGUGUGGCUGGGGAUGUAUUACGACACAAACAGUGAAAACAUGACGUGGUUCGGUGAGGAUCUGGUGAGAUUCACUAACUGGGAAAGCGGAUCGUCUCAAUCCGAUCUGGUGCCCAUGGAUACAUGUGUGGCGCUACACAGUGACACGGGAAAGUGGGAAACGGUCAGCUGCUCCGAUGACCUGGAGAAUGGAGUGAUCUGUGAGACGGCUCAGAAAGCAGUGGAAAUCAAGACGAAACCCAGCGCACUGCUGUCAGCACUGGUCAUUCUCAGCGUGAUUGCCAUUGUUGCCGUCUCCGCCGUCAUCUGGUUCCUGCACCAGAGGCACCACAGUCUGGGCUCCACUGUCGUCACGGCCUUCGAGUACCAUCCUCCGUUCAGAGUCCCGGACUCGGACCGGUCCUGCCUGGUGGAGGCUGAGGAGAUGGACAGCGGACCGUAGGAGAAGGUUUUCUUCCAUCCACAGAAAAUAUACAGUGCCAAAUGUUUGACUCAGAAUGUAAGAUAAGCCACAAUUUGGAACAUCCAAACUAAUAGUAUACACUUCUCUAGCGAGUGUUGCGUUGUGUGCAUUUAAUUUCCUUAGUCUAAUCUUGGUCUUGGUUACUAAUCUUGGCUGGAUCGCUAUUAUUGCUCAGUAUUUACAUUUGGUGAUAUGAUUUUCUGUAUGUACACAUUUCUGGACUGUAGAAAAAGAAGGGCUCGAAAGCAUUGGAUUUUUGAUUUGUUGCUUUUGUUACAAUAUCGUUAGCUUUCUGUUACUAAGAUGUGUUGUUUUCAAAAAACAAAUGACCCAUCGUCCAAGAAGACAUUGCUUUUUAUUAGUGAAAAAGGCGGAACUUUUGCUAAAUGCCUUUCGCUUUCGUAUUUUGCACAUCAAUCAAACUGUCUUCCAUUUACUGUUGUUGUGUUCUUUUUAAAUCAAAAACUGAAAAUUGUAUUUAGCAGAAAUAAAAAGAUUAUUAACUUUGUUACAUUUCUAUAUUAGAAUAAAAAAAUGUGUGUUCAUUACAGCAGAGACGUAAAAAGUGUUAUUGAUAAUCAGGAUGUUUUAGAAUAAUGCUGGCUGCACAUUUCUAGUACAAUCUGUGCCCUGCAUCUUCAUAAUAAAGGAACUCUAAGAUGGGCUUGUGUGCAUUUU